ACGCGAGAGAGGUGGUUCCGCGUGGUCCGCUCGUUUUCGAGGAACGCCUCGGUUCGGCAUAAUCAGCGAAUAUGCUGUUUCAUAUUCCGAUUCCUUCGACUAACUAAACACGGGAUGGAACCGACCCAUUACAUUCCAUCCGAUGACAGAAACCAAACACACUCUUAGAGGAGUGCUGAGAGAGCCUGGGACUGAGAAAGCGCAGAGCUUCUCCGCUCUGCUCCUCGCGCAGACUUCACCGGCAAGGGCAAAGGGCAAUCAAGAUCUGCGGCAACAGUUUCUACAUGAAGACAGAUCCACACGUGCCGGCGGAGAGCACCGGGGGACAAGCAGUGGCGGUGAAGAAGAAGAAGCAAGGUCGCAAGCGCAAGCCGCGGUCCGACGUGUGGGAGCACUUCGAACCUUUCACGAAUUCCGACGGGGAGGAGAGAGCGAGGUGCAGAAGGUGCGGUCUCGGCCUCGCCGCCGACACCAGCAGGAACGGCACCAGUCGUCUCCGCCGGCACGCCCAAGGCAGCUGCCCAGGAUCACCACCACCACCACCACCACCAAAGCCUCUAGCUGCCGCCGCACAAUCACAGUCACUCGACUGCAGUAGUAAGCCUGCUGACAGCAAUUGGAAGGAGGCCACUGCCGAUCUGGCCAGAAUGAUAGCGUCGCACUCGUACGACCCAUCCUUUGUCGAGGACAGCAGCUUCAGGAGCUUCGUGUGCCGGCUGAACCCGGGCUUCGAGGUGCCCUCGCGGGACGCCAUCCAGCUGAGCUGCGACGGUAUUUUCGAGGAAACGAUGAGGGUCCUGGAGUCUGAGCUCGAGCGCACCUCCGGACAAGUCAACCUAGCACUAGACGCAGCCGAGACCGCUCAGGGGACGGUCCUGUACGUCGCCUGCCACUUCAUCGACGAAGGCUGGCAUCACCGCCAGAUGAUCAUCGACGCUUAUUUGGUCGCGCCGGAGUACAUGAGCCGCAUGCCGCUGCUGGGCACCGGCGGGGUUGUCCUACACGGCACAGACCGUUACAACGUGCUCGUCGAGAGGAUAUCCAGCCACUCUGUUCUGCACAGGCUGUUCAGCAUCACCGUCGGACGGAUCGGCGGCCUCAGGCCCUACCUACAGAAGGCGAGCUUCCAGGCCGUCUGCGGCGGCGUGAGCUGCUGCUGCGGCGACACCUACGCGGACACUCUGCUUUGCUCCGUCGCCGAAGACCUCUGCGACAACCUACGAUCACAUCCCUUCGCCAGCGACGCAGAGGAGACGGUCGAGGGGGAGCCCGGGCUCGAGUUCGAAGAGCUCCGCUCGCAGCUUGAUUUCGACUGCCGUCUGCCGUACCACAAGAAGUGGUACUCGUGCUACUCUUCGCUGCAGGUUUUCCAAAAGUAUUCUUCCUCGGAGUUCGACAAACUGCUGUGCAGGCUUUGGAGGGGAAUAGAUCGCGCCACCAAAACAAUCUCGGACCUCAAACAUCGUCCUUCUUGAGUUGUUCAAGGUGAGGGAGACCCUGCAGGCUGAAAUCGAUCGAGCCAGCAGAGAACAUCUCUACGGGGGCAGCAAUUGCUUUGUCAGCGAUGUUGCGGCAGUUCUUGGAAGAGCAAAGGGAAAUUUAGACCUGGGAAUACGGAACUCGUACCUCAAAUGGUCGAUCCCGUUUGCGCUAGACCCCCGAUACAAGCUCAAGUUCGUCGCCUUCAUUUUCAACAGGGCCUUCGGCUUCGGCUCCUCGGGCGAAGAGUACGUCUGCAGGGUGAGAGAAGAAAUGGGUCGUCUGUUUGCCUCUUUUAGUAAAGACGGUGGAAAUCCAAAUCGUGCCACGGAGGAGACUGCCGGCAGUGCUCAUGAGUUGGAACAGGCAUGGGAUGCGUACUGCCGUUCAGAGGUAGUAACUAAAACAGAGCUUGAUCGUUACCUGGAAGAUCCCCCGGUCCAAGGCGCAAGAGGUUUCGACGUUCUGAGCUGGUGGAAGGCCAGCGUAUCGAAUUACCCGACACUGGCUAGGAUGGCAACUUGGCAAGGGCUGCGCUGGCCAUUCCCGCGUGACGCAAGCUAUCUCCUGAACAAAUGUCCCUGAUUGGGAACAAGGUUCGUGGCUAUUCCAAAUAGACGAUGAGAAUACCCUGGAGGUGCAUAUAUAUGGUGUGUUGGAUGGCGGCGGCGAAGUGCUGUAGCUGACGGACCCUUGAAGCCACAUGGAGUCAGGAAUAUCUCGUUCUUGGAAAAUUGUUUCAUCGGAGUUGGCAACUGCAAGUCUGCAACAUCAGAUGAUACACGGAAGGAGGAAGAAAGAAGGCCACGAUGUCUGGUGCUUCCCUGUGAUCCCUUGGGCCCAUGGUGCAGUUCCUGACGUGAUUGCGGCCACACCGGACUUCAGCUCUGUGUUCCACGUCGUGGUUCCCGGCGGCGCUCGGGCCUGGCUCGACUGUCCGCUCGUCGCGCCGUGGAAUGUCACGGACGGCAAAGAUUUUCUCUGCAUUUGUGGCACCAACAGUGGUCUCCGAAUUACGACUCCUACAUGUGUGGAUGUAUCUUGUCCUUAAAAGGUCACUAAUCAAGCUCUUGACAUAACAUUUCCUGCUAAUCUUGGUCUUUCUGUGUUCAUCUCUUCCAAGCUGUUAGUGCUGAUAAUCCAAAUAUUGUAUACUCUCCAACAGUCCUUGAA
This is a messenger RNA of Triticum dicoccoides, 2652 nucleotides long. RefSeq names its product zinc finger BED domain-containing protein DAYSLEEPER-like. Gene Ontology annotation, molecular function: sequence-specific double-stranded DNA binding. The coding region runs from base 285 to 1475 and encodes 396 amino acids. The transcript has 2 exons. NCBI's taxonomy places the organism in Eukaryota, Viridiplantae, Streptophyta, Magnoliopsida, Poales, Poaceae. The record is from RefSeq and is a predicted model, not a curated record. Gene Ontology annotation, cellular component: nucleus. Gene Ontology annotation, biological process: regulation of transcription by RNA polymerase II.